Mercenaria mercenaria is the source of this 2240-nucleotide messenger RNA. Its product is annotated as putative nuclease HARBI1. Lineage: Eukaryota; Metazoa; Mollusca; Bivalvia; Venerida; Veneridae. The transcript has 5 exons. Bases 246 to 881 code for a protein of 211 amino acids. The record is from RefSeq and is a predicted model, not a curated record.
AUUUUGGGGGUUAAAUUUGUUGGACUAUGAUUGAAACGUGAAAUGUGAGUUUGUUUAAUUUGUAUUCAAUUCAGCUACUGAUCACACUACAGUUCCUGGCGAAAGGUGAAUUUUACAGCGAGGGCGGGCUAAUACAUGGUGUCUCAAAGAGUUCUGUAUGUCGAUGCAUAUGGCAAGUUAUCGAAGCACUUGAUGCAAAGCUGAAUAACAUCAAUUUCCCCAGAACUGCUGCGUCUCUGGCAACAAUGAAAAGAAAGUUCUUCAAUAUCGCAAGGAUUCCGAAUUGUAUUGGUGCGAUUGACGGCACACUCAUCCCAAUUCUGGCACCAAAAGUUAGAGAAGACAUUUUUGUGUGUCGAAAAGGGUAUCACGCAAUAAAUGUACAAGCAGUUGUGGAUCCAGACAUGCGGUUCGUGGAUGUAGUUGCUCAAUGGCCGGGUUCAACCCAUGACAGUACCAUGUUUGAAAGUUGUGGAUUGAAGGCCUGGUUAGAGACAGGAAACCAUGGUUGGCUCGUUGGAGAUUCUGGAUAUGCCUUGAAGCCAUAUCUGGUCACACCCAAGAUUAGACCAUCAACAAGACAAGAAAAUGCCUUCAACACCGCACACAGCAGAACCAGAAUGGUGGUUGAAAGAGCAUUUGGUUUGCUUAAAUCUCGUUUCAGAUGCCUUCACAAAACUGGUGGAUUUCUGCAGAUAACACCUGAGAGAGCUGCGAAAGUGUUUGUUGUUUGUGCCAAACUGCACAACCUGUGCAUAGACAAUGGUAUCGACUUUGAUGGCCAAGUAGAUCAACAUCCAGAUAUGGACGGUCAACCGUACCAGGGGAAUGUGGAACCCAAUGCACAGAGAACUAGAGACGCUUUAAUUAAUAGGUUCUAAGAAUGUUUUUCUGACCAUAUAAGAUGCAUGUUUCUGUCUUUUAUUGUAUUAUGAAAAACAUCUAGACUUUUCAAAUUGAAUGAAGUUAGAAAUUCUUCAGGAAAACUUUGAAAAGUUCAGUGUGUUUCAUUGUCCAAUGGAAGAUAAAAACAGACAUUUUAUUUUACCCCCCCCCCACCCCGACAACAAAGUUGUAAGUGGGGGAGGGGUAUACUGGUUUCAGGUUGUCUGUCUGUCCGUCCGUCUGUCUGUCCGUAGACACAAUCUUGUGCGCACCAUCUCUCCUCAUCCCCUUGACACAAUUUAAUGAAACUUCAAACAAGUCAUCAGUAGCGACAGUAGUAGUGCAUGGGGCAUGUUAGGUUCUUUCAGAGAAAAAAAUUGCAGAGUUUUUUGUUACUAUACUAUAUACAUAGACACAAUCUUGUGCGCACCAUCUCUCCUCAUCCCCUUGACACAAUUUAAUGAAACUUCACACAAGUCAUCAGUAACAACAGCAGUUGUGCAUGGGACAUAUUAGGUUCUUUCAGAAAAAAAAAUUUGCAGAGUUACGGGACUUUGUUUUUCGUUACUAUACUAUAUACAUAGACACAAUCUUGUGCGCAUCAUCUCUCCUUAUCCCCUCGACACAAUUUAAUUAAACUUCACGGAAGUGAUCAGUAACAACAGUAGUUGUGCAUGGGGUAUGUUAGGUUCUUUCAACAACAAAAAUUGCAGAGUUAUGGGACUUUGUUUCUUGUUAAAAUACGAUGUACAUACAGUCUGCAUAUGCAAUCUUGUGCGCGCCUAAUCUUCCGAACCCUUGCACACAAUUAAUUGAAACUUCACACAAGUGAUCAGUACCAACCCUAGUUGUGCAUGGUGCAUGUUACGUUCUUUUAGAUAAAUAUUCUGCAUAGUUAUGAGACUUUGUUUUUUGUUACUAUACUGUAUACAUACAGUCUAUAUACAUACAGUCCACAUAAUUAUGCAAUCUUGUGUGUGUCAAAUAGGUCUAGGCACUUCGGAAUUAUGGCCCUUGAAUUACCGAAAGGCAGCCUUUUUACUAUUGUCGGUUCUCUGUGUCGAACAAUUUUCAUCAGAUAUUCACCAAACUUUAACAAAUUGUUUUUGUCAAUAAGUCCUAGGCCAGGAUCAAUAACUAGCCAAAUCGGCAAGAAACUUUGGAAUUAUGGCCUUUGAAUAACUGGAAGGCAGUCUUUUUACUCUUGGUCCGAGAGCUCACGGACUUUUAUUGCAACAAUUGAGGCCAAAAGAAGUUUAUACAUUUUUGGAAACACUAUUUCAUAUCCUCCAUGAAAACCCAUUUCUUAAGUGUCAAAGCCGUGCCUAUCUAUAUUUUGUUCGCUUAUGUUUGUG